Molecule: messenger RNA, 1842 nt
Organism: Tetrahymena thermophila SB210
Lineage: Eukaryota; Ciliophora; Oligohymenophorea; Hymenostomatida; Tetrahymenidae
Product: patatin family phospholipase
Exons: 4
Biological process (GO): lipid metabolic process
Molecular function (GO): triacylglycerol lipase activity
Source: RefSeq, a predicted model, not a curated record
AUGGUUUUUGGGCUUAUUGCUCAUUUUAUUGAAGUAAUAACAAAUGAAAUUGUGGAGGAUGUUUAGAUAGUAAAGGAAGUUUUAGCUUAUCAUAUUAGCGAAUUCUCUGAAUACCGCUAUCAACAAAAAGAGAUGAGAAAGAUAAAGUAGAAAAUGAAUUACUGUGAUAGCUAUGAAGAAUGGGUCAGUUAUUCAAUUUAACAUGAUAGUUUGAAAGAUAUAACCUUAUGGAAAAAAGAUCCUACUUCACCAAAUUAUAAUUUUGAAUAUAUCUAGCAUUUGCGUGAUUAACUUAAAUCAGAUAGGUUAAAUAAAAAUGUUCUUAAGAUCAUCCACACUCUCAGAUCACAUGCUUUCAGAAAUAUUGGAAAUAUCUUAGAUCCUCUACUUUAUAAAGAAUGCUUCAAUGGAACUAAAGAUUUAAUUGAAGAUUUCUAAAAUGAAAUAGAUCUUUGCAUUUAGUACAUCGCUUCUACUUCUUAAUUAUCUGUAAGAAAAAAAAUGGAAUUCUUCAUAGAAAUGAGGCAUGCUGUUGGGAGAACUGCACUAGUAUUAAGUGGCGGUGGACUCAUGGGAAUGUAUCAUGUUGGUGUUGUUAAGACCCUCUACGAAUAAAAAUUGUUGCCUAGAAUUAUCAGCGGUAGCUCUGCUGGAAGUAUUAUAGCAGCUUUCAUAUGCACCAGAAAAUAUGAGGAGCUGCCUUCUCUUUUCUUAACAGAUGGAAUCAACUGGCAAGCAUUUUAAAAAAGAGAUCCUAAAGGAUAGAUGAUACGUAAGCUUAAGAGAUUCUUCAAAGAGGGAGUUCUACUUGAUGUUAAAGUACUUUAUGAGUUUACAAGAUAAAAUAUUGGAGAUAUUACUUUUUAGGAAGCGUAUGAUAGAACUGGAUUUAUUCUGAAUAUUACAGUUACAGGACAAGGUACUCAUGAUAAUGACAGAGUUUUGAAUUAUUUAAGUGCUCCAAAUGUUAUAAUAUGGUCAGCUGUUUGUUGCAGCUGCGGUAUCCCUUACAUUUAUGGACCCAGUGAUCUUCUCUGCAAAAAUGAGAAAGAUGAGAUUGUACUUUAUCUUGAUAAAAAGAAAAAAUUUGUUGAUGGGUCAAUUGGAGCUGAUCUUCCCAUGCAUCGCUUAUCUGAAUUCUUUAAUGUAAAUAGUUUUAUAGUCAGUUAAACAAAUCCUUGGGUCGUACCAUUCAUGGAUAGAGGAGAAAAGCAUCCUAUUGUAUAUCUUCCUUUCGUUAAGUUAUUCAACAUUAUUAGAAAACUCCUUAACUCAGAAUUAAAGCACAGAGUCUAAUAGCUUUCAGACUUUGAUCUUCUACCUGGAGCUUUAAGUAAAUGGGUUAAUAUAGUCUUGCAGACUUACGUGGGCCACAUCACAAUAGCUCCUGUACCAAGAUGGAGUGACUAUGCAAAUGUAUUGGAAGUUCCAAAGUCUAGCGAUGAUUUUGAGCAUUUUAUGUUAGGAGGUGCUAGAAAGACAUUCUCAAAGAUUCCAUACAUCAAAGCCUACAUGAGGUAUGAAAAUAGCUUAACAAGAGGUUACAACAAAAUAAAGCAACAGCUAGCAGAAGAUUCUGGACCUAUAAUUCCAGUCUAAGAUCCUGAUGAGUCUUAUGACAAUGAAAGUAUAUUCAUGGAUGCCUUUGAAGAGGAAGAAGAUAUUAGAGACAAAAGAAUUAGCCUCGGGAAGAGUAAAUCCAUUUAUGAAGACUCUAAAAGAGUUAGAAAUUUCUCUUUCAUUAUUCCAAGAACUAAAUCAAAAGAAGUUCUUGAAAAACUAAAUAAAAUAGGAGUAAAACCUGCUUUAGUAAGAAAGAAUUCAUCCUCCUCAAAAGAGUGA